AUGCAUCAAAUAUCGACAGUAAUCCUGAUAAUCGCACUGACGACGGCCGUCAAUGAGUGUCAUGCAGAUGAAGAUGGCAGCGCCGACCAAAUGGCCAUGGAGGCGAAAGCGGCGCCAGUUAUCGCAAAUCUAACCACAAUCAAUACUAAAAAUAUAAAACCUUAUCCAAACGUAACUAAUUUAAACUACAACCAAACAGUCAAAAUCGAACAGAGACCACCGAGCAAACCACCAAUAUAUCUCACGCCAGAUAAAAAAUUCUACGUCCCCGUACCGCACCACUAUUACAAAUCGCCACCACCGAGGCACGUUUACUCAAAAGAACCCAUAAAAGUGACCAAUGGCAUAUAUAAGUUCCAUGGAGUUAAUUACCACGUGAAACCGCCCCCGCCAAAUCAACAUUAUUACAAUAAACCCCAACCGCUGCACGCUCCAACGACUCCAAGGCCAUCUAGCCCAAAACCCCAUGCUCAAUCAACAUAUGCAAGUUCAACCCCACCACCGAGGCAUCAGCCUACAUCAAAACCAUUGGUAUACUCGGCGUCAACUGGAAAACCCAUAACUGUAUCAAAGGGACCUAAACAUCCAGCAAACAUCAAACCUCACAAGGUCGUUAUUCCGGUCCAAACGGUCAAUGGCAUUCGGACAGAAUACAUCAAACCUGCCCUGCAAUAUGUAAAUGUCUACGAUUAUCCCUCGACGACAAUUAUUCCAACUACAACUAGAAAGUUUUUAAGGACGAAACGCAUUUGGCCAAAGAGGAUCUUGGAUAAAUUAAAUAAUACUAAUAGCAACUCCAGUGUUAACAUAGAAGGAGCCAAUUAUAACAUCAACGAUAUAAACUUUGGCGCUGAAAGCUCUCAGCACAUGGUCAUUUAUGGCGGAAGGUCAGAAACAACUACGGCUAUUUCUAACGCGACAACUAGAGUGCACCGCAGGGUGACCAGAGCUCCUAAGAACAGAUCCACGACAGAGGCAAGUAAACCAUUAAAAGCCAACGAAUGGGUACCGAUUAAACCGUCGCAUUUCGCCAAUGCGAACACGCACAGAAGAAAGCGUUCCAUUCAAUCUUAUUUGGAUAACGCUGACUAUUUAGCGAACAACUACCGGCUCAAUUUUUUAAAGGACGACCAAACUGAGGAUUAUUUUAAAGACAGCCUACCCAGCAGUUUUUAUAAUACCGACCAGCAUGAUAUCUUCACCAACCAGCAUAGCAACAGUUACCUCACCAGCCAAUUAAAAAAUAAGUAUUUCGCCAACCAACAAAGCAACUUCCUUACCAGCCAGCAAUUAAAUGCCGCUUCACAGAAGAACCCGUUAUAUUUACACACCUACGGACUGAUUCCAAUGAGUGAGUCAUUGCAGAGUUCCAAGCCCGAAGUGAAUCCGAACGUGGUGAUUUUUGGUAAAAAGAAGCGUAAGCCAGCGCUAGCCCCUGCUCCCCAAGUCGAUCCGAGCGAACUUCAUAGCGAAGCAAGCGGCCAAUCCAAGGUAUAUACGAAGAUAAAGCACCAUCAUCAUCAUCACCAUCAUCGAUACAUUAAAACUGUCGAGAAACCCGUCCAAAUCCCGGUCAAAGUAGAAGUACCCAAGCCUUAUGCUGUCGUGAAAAAAGUGGGUGUGCCGGUGCCAGUAGAAAAAAUUAAAGUUGUCAAUAGACCAUAUCCCGUUACGGUUGAGAAAAAAGUUCCCUACCCUGUGCACGUGAAGGUUCCCCAACCUAUCCCGGUGAAAGUUGUGGAAAAGGAGUAUAUCCCGCGCCCGUUCCCAGUUGUACAUCAAGUGCCUGUUAUAAAGCAAGUAGAAGUUAAAGUUCCCCAUCCCGUACCUGUGCAGGUCGAGAAACGGGUACCUUUCCCGGUACAAGUGGCCGUUCCGGUCGACAAACCCUACCCCGUUCCGGUCCCAGUCGUGAAACGCGUUCCCUAUCCAGUCCCGUAUAAGAUCAUCGUGCCUCGUCCUUAUCCCGUCGAAAAGAAGGUACCGUUCCCAAUCGAAGUUAGGGUAAGAGAACCAUAUGAAGUAAUUAAACACGUCCCUGUUAGAGUACCAUAUCCAAAACCAUACCCGGUAAAAGUACCCCAUCCGGUUCCCGUCCAUGUGGAAAAGAGAGUUCCCUACCCAGUUGAGGUAGAAAAGAGAGUCCCAGUCAGAGUAGAGGUACCCGUUCCACAGAAAGUGGAAAUCGAGAAAAAGGUCCCAAUUUACGUUCCCAAGCCGUACCCCGUAGAGAAGAAAGUCCCUUACCCAGUUAAAGUUCCGUACCCAGUGAAAGUUCCUAUUAAAGUACCGGUCCAAGUGCCGAUAGAAGUCCCAGUUUACAUACACCAUCCCUUCCAAAUUAUCAACGAUGAUAAUAUUGCAGGCGGCAGUUCAGUACACCAUUUGAUCGCAGGAGUCACCGCGGAUAUGAUGGGGAGCAGCGAUCCCGAUGACGUCACAGGAACUCCGUACGGAGUCACUGUUCACGGAAACUCAGGCUACGAUGAUGAAAAUAUGGAAAAUAGGUCGGACUACGCAGCAACCACGGCUUCGUCCACAACACCCUAUAGUGUUAAAAAAUGA
This is a messenger RNA of Leptosia nina, 2565 nucleotides long. NCBI's taxonomy places the organism in Eukaryota, Metazoa, Arthropoda, Insecta, Lepidoptera, Pieridae. The record is from the annotation of a GenBank genome assembly.